AUGGGUGUCAUUAUUGUGCUUGCAAAACGUUUUGAUGCUCUAAUUGGGCCUGGAGUUAUGCUUCUCUACCCUCUGUAUGCAUCAUUACGAGCAAUAGAGAGUCCAACGAUGUUAGAUGAUCAACAAUGGCUAACAUACUGGAUUAUUUACUCCUUCAUGACAAUAUUCGAACUAUCCGUUUGGAGAAUCCUUGUCUGGCUACCAUUUUGGCCGUACUUGAAGCUUUUGUUCUGUAUGUGGUUGGUGUUACCAAUGUUCAGUGGUGCAGCUUACAUUUACUCCAAUUUUGUGAGGAAAUACGUUAGAAUUGGAAUGGAUGUUGGAGGAGGAACGGUUUACACCGAUGAACAGAGAAGAGUUUUACAGAUGAUGAGUCUUGAUGCUAGAAAAUCGGUUCAAGAUUACGUUGACCGGUUUGGAUGGGAUUCUGUUGAGAAAGCAAUCAAAGCGGCUGAAAGAGAGACAAAGAAGCAUUGA
Molecule: messenger RNA, 477 nt
Organism: Microthlaspi erraticum
Lineage: Eukaryota; Viridiplantae; Streptophyta; Magnoliopsida; Brassicales; Brassicaceae
Source: the annotation of a GenBank genome assembly